Messenger RNA from Anthonomus grandis grandis, 2979 nucleotides. RefSeq names its product A disintegrin and metalloproteinase with thrombospondin motifs adt-2-like. Bases 530 to 2914 code for a protein of 794 amino acids. Gene Ontology annotation, cellular component: extracellular matrix. Gene Ontology annotation, molecular function: metalloendopeptidase activity. The record is from RefSeq and is a predicted model, not a curated record. Gene Ontology annotation, biological process: proteolysis; extracellular matrix organization. The transcript is spliced from 11 exons. NCBI's taxonomy places the organism in Eukaryota, Metazoa, Arthropoda, Insecta, Coleoptera, Curculionidae.
GCCCUAAUGCUAACGAUGAGUCACUGACAUUUAUUUACGAUUCGUGGAUUCCAAGAUGGCGGGCAUCUGCCAUUAUAAGCCACGCCCAACAAAAAAAAAGAGAUAGUAUGAGCAAAAAUAGAAAAAGACUUUUAAGGACUAAUACUUGCUUAUAACAACUUCUAAGAAAAUAUUCUCCAAUAUAACCCAAUUGUUUAACCCGGUUUUCCAUUUUAACACAUGGCGCGAUUUUCUUCGAUACUUAAACCUUCUUCGGCUGCCACUGGUUUCGCACUCGUAAAAUUUUCCGGGUCAACAACACCGCUACACGGUUUUACCAUAUUCUUCCUAUUCACUCGCGUCUUAAAAUAUUCAAUAUUCGCUGAUUAUCACUUUUAGUCGCUCCGAGGUACCCUCGCAUCCGACAAUUCACCAUCAUCAUCAUCAUCAUGUAACUGUUAAAUCCGCACCGCUCGGUUAUAUAAACCAGAAAUUUAAAUAAAUAAUAACCAAACGCAAUAAUGCCGUUGUUCCGGCCACGGUCGCGAAAAUGACGAUUUUUUUGCGAAUUUUAAUUUUCUCGGUGGUUUCUGGUCGGUUUUCUCGUUGUGAUAAUGCGGACCUUCACGAGUCGAUGUCCGAUCCCGAGUUGAUGUUUUAUUUUCAAACUACUGAUAAAAAUGUGUUGCCGGAGUAUGAGGUUUUAUAUCUACCGGUCGAAUCUUUACGGGGUGAUCAUACAGGGGAGGAAAUCGAGUAUAAGUUUAACGCUUUCGACAGGCCAAUUGACUUAAGACUAAGAAAAAACGAGGCAAUACUAACCGAAUCUUUCAAGAGCUACCUCCACGACGAAACGGGCAUUAAAUUACUCAACGCCACCCCUUCGGACUGUCACUACUUACACGAAGACCCCGACUUAGUGGCCGCUUUGAGUAUUUGUAGCCCUAAAACGGUCCAUGGUUUGAUAUUUACGGAUAAUGCCACCCUGGAAAUCCAGCCGUUAACCCCAAAAUUGAGAAGGAUAUCGAAGAGGAGCGCGUCCAAGAAGGACGUGGUACCGCAUAUCGUCAAACGGGCCAAGUUUACCAGUGAUUUUUUGGUCGAUGAUCUGUUUCCCAUAGCGGGUUCGAUUUGGUCCCAAAAAGAGGCGACCUUGGCCAGCAGCAUCGAGGACGUCCUGGACAAAGAAAUUUUCGAAGAAAAUUCCGGAAAUUUCCAGGCCCGUGCGCAAACGUUAACGGUCGAACUGGCGCUAUUUUUCGACGAAGCCGCUUACAAAAUUUUCGCCCCUUAUUUUGGUUACGACGAGAAAAAGUUGCAGAAUAUGCUUCUCGCUUACGUCAAUGGGGUUCAAGCCCUGUAUCACCACCCGAGCUUGGGAAAGAGCUUAGAACUGGUCCUGGUGCGCCUGGACAUAAUGAAAAGGCAACCGAGGGAGAUGCCCCACUAUAGCGGCGAAAGAUCUCAGCUACUGGAUAGCUUUUGCGAGUACCAAGCCAGUAUUAACCCCAAAAGUGAUUCCGAUCCGGAACAUUGGGAUAUGGGGCUGUACAUUUCCGGCCUGGACUUCUUCGCUUACGAAAACGGCCGAAAGAGCGGAGUUACCAUGGGUCUGGCCACAGUGGGGGGCGUAUGUCUGGAGAAAUACGCCUGCAUAAUUGCUGAGUUCGGCACCACCAACGUCUUUGGGAAACCUUACCCCAGUGCGGGAUUUACCAGCGUGUACAUCUUGGCCCACGAAAUUGGCCACAAUUUAGGGAUGCACCACGACAGCAGCGGCAACGGCUGCUCCAAAGAGGGAUACAUAAUGUCCCCGUCGAGGGGCACCAACGGGGAGACCCAGUGGUCCACUUGCAGUGCCCAAAUAGUGGCCAAAUUAGAUUGGGCCAAGUGCCUCAAAGACGUGGCGAAACCGCUACGAGGCAAAGACCACUCCCGUUUCCUGGACAUCCCGGGCCGCAUCUACACCUCCAAGAAACAAUGCGAGAUUCUCCUGAGGGACAAAGACGCCGUGAUGUCGCCCAGUCAGAAGCAAAGUGACGUCUGCUACAGUUUACAAUGCAAAACUCCCAACAGAAGCGGUUAUUAUUCGGCCGGACCGGCUUUGGACGGGACUCCUUGCGGUUCCGGAAAGUACUGCUACGGAGGCCACUGCAGCUCCAAACAACCUCCUCGGCCGGUGAAGGUCAUUUCCGGGGGAUGGAGUAAGUGGAGGGAAGGCACUUGUACCUCCGGAUGCAUUGAGGGAUCUAAAGGGAUCAAGAUUAGCAGUAGGGAGUGCAAUAAUCCGCCUCCCCAGAAUACGGAUCAGGGCUGCGAGGGGUCCAAUAAGCAGGUUAACAUUUGUGCGGAUACAAAUCUGUGCCACGGUAAGAGAAAGACCCCAGUGGAGUUUGCAUCGCAAAAAUGCCAAGAGUUCUCUCGAUUAUUACCCGAGUUGGACCCCACCGGGGUGGGUCUACAAGCCCCACACGAAGAAGGGCGGGUCUGGACCAGCUGCGCGAUUUUCUGCAAACGCAAAGACUCCGCCGCCUUCUACACCCCCCGGAUCGAGCUGAACGACCUGGGAGUGUCCGCGUACUUCCCAGAAGGCACCUGGUGUCACAAGGACUCCGCCGGCAUGAAUUACUUCUGUAUGCAACGCCACUGUUUACCGGAGGUGUUCAAGUUCUCGAAGAAUCCCAUCGGGAUUUUGGACGAUAUUCCGUUCGCGCAGAACGCUCGCCCCAACAAGCCGAUCAUUCCGGCCCAUUUGAAGAAUUAUUUCGCGUUGAGCCCCAACGGGAGGCCCAUCUUGACCUCGUUCAAGAGCGUGGGGUCCCAGUUCACUGAUGAUAAGGAAGAGUGGGAGACGAAGGAUUACGUGGAGCUGCCCAGUGUGGAGAAGAGAUUUCAGUCGUUGAUGCAAGAAGUCAAUGAUCUCGAUGUGUUUUAGUGAUCUGUUUUUUUUAUUUAUUUAUUAUAAAUAUGUUUUUUUUUAAAUAUAACUGAUACAAGAAA